GAUUAUACUGCAUCGUGGAAAAUCAGUCUCAUCAAACAUAUCCGAAUUCACCGGCGAAAAGCCUUUCGUAUGCGAAAUAUGUGCAAAGGCUUCUUCAGAGAAAAGUAAUUUAAAUCGACACAUGAAAGUUCAUGCCACCGAAUUUCCAUUCCAUUGUCAAAAGUGUCGCCGAGGAUUCAAACAAGAAAGCGAAAAGAUCGAACACGAAAAGCAAUGCCAACAUCGACAAUACCAAUGUAUUGUAUGCAAAUACACCACUGAUCAAUUGUCAAGUCUCAAGAAACACAUGCUAAUCCAUAGUAGCGAGAAGCCUUUCCAAUGCCGCGUUUGUUCAAAAGCAUUUAAACGAAAAUAUCAUUUUUGCCAACAUUUACGCAUUCACACCAAACAACUACCGUUUGCCUGCUCAAAAUGUGGACACCGAUUUGCUGUCGAAAUCGACAAACAAUCGCAUGAGGAUCGAUGCAAGUGUCGACGAUACGAAUGCCAUAUUUGCCCAUAUAAAUGUUUCAAGAAAAGUCAUUUGAAAUACCACAUGCAAUUGAAGCACACCGGCGAAAAACAAUUUCAAUGCAAAAUGUGUGACAAGAAGUUUGCUUUGAAAAGUUACCUUAAGAAACAUUUGACGAUUCAUGCCAAACCGCGUCCAAUGCGUUGCACCAAAUGUUGUUGUCGAUUUGCAAACGGAGACGACAAGAAUGCACAUGAAAAGCAUUGCAAUCGACGCCACUAUGAAUGUUACAUCUGCAAAAUUUUGAUGCAACGUCCAAUGAAUUUAAAAAGCCACAUGCGUAACCAUCAUACCGGUGAGAAACCGUUUCCAUGCAAAUGGUGCGAUGCCCGAUUCUCUCUUCAAUGCAAUGCUAAUCGUCACAUAAAGAAUUUUCAUCGUCAAAACAAGUGA
Messenger RNA from Contarinia nasturtii (swede midge), 904 nucleotides. RefSeq names its product zinc finger protein 132-like. NCBI's taxonomy places the organism in Eukaryota, Metazoa, Arthropoda, Insecta, Diptera, Cecidomyiidae. Gene Ontology annotation, biological process: regulation of transcription by RNA polymerase II. Bases 122 to 904 code for a protein of 260 amino acids. The transcript is spliced from 2 exons. Gene Ontology annotation, molecular function: RNA polymerase II cis-regulatory region sequence-specific DNA binding; DNA-binding transcription factor activity. The record is from RefSeq and is a predicted model, not a curated record.